AUGCUCUCACGUGUUUCUGCAGCUGUCAUGGCACUCCGCACACACAACCGUCGCCGCGUGACCGGAUCCAGCGGAAGGAGGAGGGAAGGAAGAGAGAGUGAGCCGCAGAGGCCCAACAUGUCCCGGCAUCUCUUCUGCUCUGCGGUGCUGCUCCUCCUCGUCGUGAUGAUGUGCUGCAACACUGGAAGAGCUGCGCAAGCUGAUGAGCCAACGUCAGAUCAGGGAUCUUCACUGGGAAAACAUUUUGUUUGG
Molecule: messenger RNA, 252 nt
Organism: Trypanosoma cruzi
Lineage: Eukaryota; Euglenozoa; Kinetoplastea; Trypanosomatida; Trypanosomatidae
Product: trans-sialidase, putative
Exons: 1
Source: RefSeq, a predicted model, not a curated record